AUGGCUGUUGAGCACAAGCGCAAGGAUGUGAAGCCAGGGCUGGCAGCUCCCUCAAUGGGCGCAUCUGUGGUCAACCACGGUCAAUCUCCCGAUGGGUCUCGGCUGUCAAUGAACUCAGUCGCCCUUGACGUGUCUGGCCACGUAACGAGUCUUACGCUUCCUACGAGUGUUAUGGAGGCAAAGACUGCGGCUUUGUCGCUGCAGGAGGUACACUGGAGGCACUUCGAGGCGCAGGGCCCUAGAGGCUCUGGCGCAUACGUUCACAUAUCCUUCAACAUUGUCGCAUGCGGCUUCGGGGUGGUCGGCCUGGGCUCAGCCUUGGAAGUUGUGCGCCAACACCGGCAGCAUAAUCGAGCUCUUCCUUCAGGGCCUUGGUGCUUAGUUCCGUCGAGAAUGGUGUCACGCUCGUUGUUCUUUCGGAGAUCCUAG
Molecule: messenger RNA, 429 nt
Organism: Fusarium redolens
Lineage: Eukaryota; Fungi; Ascomycota; Sordariomycetes; Hypocreales; Nectriaceae
Exons: 3
Coding region: 1-429 (142 amino acids)
Source: RefSeq, a predicted model, not a curated record